GGAUGCUGACGAAGGCUCGCGAGGCUGUGAGCAGCCACAGUGCUGUGCUCAGAAGCCUGGGGCUCGUCAGUCAAGCCGGUUCUCAGUUCACACUUGGCAGCACGGGCAGGCGAGUGGCCCCUAGUUCUGGGAGCAGCAGUGCUCCGGUCCUGGUCCUACAGCCCCAAGCCUCGCCUGCCCGCCCAGCGCCAGGAUGGCCACCAUCACCUGCACCCGCUUCACGGAAGAGUACCAGCUCUUCGAGGAACUAGGAAAGGGAGCCUUCUCAGUGGUGCGCAGGUGUGUGAAGGUGCUGGCCGGCCAGGAAUAUGCUGCCAAGAUUAUCAACACAAAGAAGCUCUCGGCCAGAGACCACCAGAAGCUGGAGCGUGAAGCCCGCAUCUGCCGCCUGCUGAAGCACCCCAACAUCGUCCGGCUCCAUGACAGCAUCUCUGAGGAGGGACACCAUUACCUGAUCUUUGACCUCGUCACCGGCGGGGAGCUGUUUGAAGACAUCGUGGCCCGGGAGUAUUACAGUGAGGCGGAUGCCAGUCACUGCAUCCAGCAGAUCCUGGAGGCCGUGCUGCACUGCCACCAGAUGGGGGUGGUGCAUCGGGACCUGAAGCCGGAGAACCUGUUGCUGGCCUCCAAGCUCAAGGGCGCUGCGGUGAAGCUGGCAGACUUUGGCCUGGCCAUAGAGGUAGAGGGCGAGCAGCAGGCAUGGUUUGGGUUCGCAGGGACACCUGGAUACCUCUCCCCAGAAGUGCUGCGGAAGGACCCGUAUGGGAAGCCCGUGGACCUGUGGGCCUGCGGGGUCAUCCUGUACAUCCUGCUGGUGGGGUACCCCCCAUUCUGGGAUGAGGACCAGCAUCGCCUGUACCAGCAGAUCAAAGCUGGCGCCUAUGAUUUCCCGUCACCAGAAUGGGACACCGUUACCCCGGAAGCCAAGGAUCUGAUCAAUAAGAUGCUGACCAUCAACCCAUCCAAACGCAUCACGGCCGCUGAGGCCCUCAAACACCCCUGGAUCUCGCACCGGUCCACCGUGGCCUCCUGCAUGCAUAGACAGGAGACCGUGGACUGCCUGAAGAAGUUCAACGCCAGGAGAAAACUGAAGGGAGCCAUCCUCACCACUAUGCUGGCCACCAGGAACUUCUCUGGCGGGAAGAGUGGAGGAAACAAGAAGAACGAUGGUGUGAAGAAAAGAAAGUCCAGUUCCAGCGUUCAGUUAAUGGAAUCUUCAGAGAGCACCAAUACCACCAUUGAGGAUGAAGACACCAAAGUGCGGAAACAAGAAAUCAUAAAAGUGACAGAGCAGCUGAUUGAAGCCAUAAGCAAUGGAGAUUUUGAGUCCUACACGAAAAUGUGUGACCCUGGGAUGACGGCCUUCGAACCCGAGGCCCUGGGGAACCUGGUCGAGGGCCUGGACUUCCAUCGAUUCUAUUUUGAAAACCUGUGGUCUCGGAACAGCAAGCCUGUGCACACCACCAUCCUGAACCCCCACAUCCACCUGAUGGGUGACGAGUCGGCCUGCAUCGCCUACAUCCGCAUCACGCAGUACCUGGACGCCAGCGGCAUCCCCCGCACGGCCCAGUCGGAAGAGACCCGCGUCUGGCACCGCCGGGAUGGCAAAUGGCAGAUCGUCCACUUCCACAGAUCUGGGGCGCCUUCCGUCCUGCCGCACUGAAGGACCAGGCGGGAGGCGCUGUACUGCAAAGAUCCACUCUUUGUCCAUGGAAUGUGGCUGCUGGUUCUCCCACUUGGAUUUUGCUGGAAUUCUCCCAACCACAUCAUCCCACCACCACCACUCUCACCGACACCUUCAUACCUGUGUCAAGAAAACCUGUCCGUUCGUAAAAGCCAUCACAACUUCAGAGCAGAUGGCCACAUCUCCCCACCUGCACCUGUCACUCUUGCUCUCUGUCCCCUGCCAGGGUGGGGCUUCCUCAGGCCCAGGUGCCCUGGGUGCUGGCUCCGAGGACCCCCCUCCCGGGGGAGGUCUUGCCUUGGCCAGAGGCCACGGUCCCAGCUGUGUGUUCACCCAGGGGCUGGGGAGGAGGGGCAGAGCCGGGAGGAACAUGGCAUCCGCCAGAACCCCCUCCCUGAUCUCCCCUCGUCUGGGGUCCUUGGGGAAGGGCAGAACAGCCAGCCCCCUGCACCAACCUCCCCCGUGGGAGAGGGCAAAGGAGGAGCGAGAUGUCAGGAGCCUGCUGCCUCAGACCGCCGUCCUAACUCCUCUCCCACCCUGUCCUGCCCUCUUGUUCUCGACCCUCCUCCCUUGGUGUGGGGGGCUCGAUCCUCUCAGGGUGCCCCCACUUCUUCCUUUCUUCCUUCUGCCGAUGUUUACUUCCAAUAUGAGCUGCCCAUUCCACCCAUCCAUCCGGCCUGGAGAAUUCCAGCUUCAUCAUAUCCGAAGGGGAGAAUCGGAUUGCUUUUUGAGGGCAAAAGAAAACAACCGUUAGGUAUCGCUUCUACUUGGACCGCAUGCCUUUUUAUAGCCAAACUUCUGUGUGUUUCGUAAGUGGAUUUCGCGUUAAUGGAUAUUUAUGUAAUAACUAGACCUCUCAAAUUAUUGUGAGAAGGUUUGGGUUGGGAAGGGAGGUGGGAAGAGGGGUGAGGGGUAGGUUUUUUUUUUUUUUUCCUGUUCUAGGUCUUUUUUUUUUUUUGUCAUCUCUGAGAUGGACUUUGUCACUUGUGGGUUAUCUGGGGCUGAGGUGGACUCAGCCUGACAGGGAAGGAUCUCUGACAUCUCAGUCCCCAGGUUCCCUUGGGGACUGGAGAAGCAUCGGAUGUUAGUGCUGAUGAAGAAAUAGCAAAUCUGGGCAGAGAGAGUGGGGGAGGUUGUCAGGCUGGCAGUAUCUGGACUUUAUCUUGCUUGCCUCCCAAACUGAGAUCCUUCCUACCAUGCUGCCCAGGAUUUCAUUACAUCUGUGCACCACCCUCAGCGCCCCCCAUCCAUCUCUGGGGGGUUCACGAGCAUGUGUCUUCAUGCGGGUCCAAAAAGAACACUGGGAGUUCUCUUCUUCACACCUCCUCCUGCGGCUGUGGUUUGCAUCUCUCCUUUCCUUUCUCUUUCCCUCUUCCCUUGGGAUUGACUCUGAUGUGGAAUGCCUUGGCACAUCCACCUGGAUCUACUGUCUGCACUGUUUUCUUUGCAUGACUUUAUAUGCAGUAAGUAUGUUGAAACAAAAAAAAAAAAAAGAAAAGAAGAAGUAACACUCAGCAAAACCAAUCUACAUGUUUUGGACAAAAAAAGAAAUAGAGGUUGUAUUCUCAGUGUCCGACUCGGAAUUAUGUUGCUGCCUCUCUGUGCUUUUGGCCUCUGUGUGGCCGUGUUUUGCCAGCAUGAGAUACUGUCCCCUCUGGAGGAUUUAAGGGGAGGAAGAGCCACAUCUCCAAAGAUUUGGAGGAAUCUCUGAUCCCUCCAAACCUCUGGGGUAUCCUGGGUGUUGAGUGGAGCAGGACUGAUGGGAUGUGACCCAGUAUUUCCUGAGUGUUCCCUGAUCAUGAGCUGUCUGCUGGGCCCAUUGUCUUGCACUCUUGCCCCCGGGACAGGUAAGGCAGGCUGGGCAGGGGCCGCAGGCCAGGAGAGAGGCUACCCAGCCCUCCUGGUCUCCAAACUGGUUGAUCACUGGCCUCUCUUCUUGGCAGAGACCCUGCUGCCGAGGCCCAGGGCAGGCACUUGGUCUGUCCCAGGUCCAGAGGGCUUCCCAGUAAGGCCCAGUGAUCCCAGUGUCCCAGCAGCAUAACUGCCUGCCUCCCUUGCGAGCUGCCAGCUCCCACAGCUGUCCCCAAGCCAAAGGUGAGGGAUUGCUGCCAUUACCAAGGCAAAGUCUGGUCCUUUCUUCAGCCUCAGUUUCCCCCUCUGUUAAAAGGAUUAAAUACUGCUGCCCAGCCUAUGUUACAGGGCUGAUGGGGGGACAGACAGAACACUGGGGUGAAGACAGCACUGAAUACACCCAUGAGAAUCGACAGGGUGAGUCACUGGCUGGAUUCCUGUUCUUUUCUGGGCCGGCCAGUCCCCCUUCUCUCCCCCAACUGCCCCUCAACCCCCUCUUUGUGCCUGUCCUCUGCUUAUCAGUGGAGGACUGCGGGGGAAAGAGCCACGUUUUGGGGGUUAUUAGGAUUUCAUUCCCAGCUCUGACCAGACUUGCUGUGUGACCUUGGGAAAGUCCUUUCCCUGCUCACCCCUUGGUUCCCCACCAGAGGGAGCUGAGCUGGAGGACACCAGCGUCCUGCCUUUUGUCUGCUGACACACCUCCUGUCCACUGUGCCCCUCUCUGGAUGCCAGAGAAGUGGAGGUUGGUCCCUGCCCCACGCUGAGAUGGCUGCACUGCAAAGGCCACGCCUGCGAGUGUGCAGCCAGCUGGUGUGGCCCACAGGGCACGGCGUGAUCCUGAGACAGCAGGCAGGCAGACUGGCAGACCAAGUGGCCCAGAACCCAAUACCACCAGACAGUCAAACAUCCUGUAGAUGCAAAAAAAUCCAGACCUAAGACAAGUCCUAGGCUCCAGCAUGCAAACACAUUCACGGGAAAGCAUUCUCCCGUGUGUGCACCCAGCAAGCGCUGAUCCUGACCCCUGGCCUCCAGUCUCCCUUCAAGAGGAGACCCUUUAGGGGAUGUAUUUGCCAGACUCCCCGUGCUGGUAUCUUUGUUACUAUUUGUUUGGGGGUUUGUUUCAGUUCUUUUUUAAAAUAUGUGGCUGUGAACUUGAAUGACCACUGCUCAAACUUUCUGCUAUUGUGGGGUUGGGGGGAAGAAGGGGUGUCUGUUUUAUUCUUGGUGUUUUCAGUGCAAUAAAUAGCUACCAACUUCUGUGCA
Molecule: messenger RNA, 4798 nt
Organism: Bubalus bubalis (water buffalo)
Lineage: Eukaryota; Metazoa; Chordata; Mammalia; Artiodactyla; Bovidae
Gene: CAMK2A
Product: calcium/calmodulin dependent protein kinase II alpha
Exons: 19
Coding region: 194-1663 (489 amino acids)
Biological process (GO): protein phosphorylation
Cellular component (GO): neuron projection; cytoplasm
Molecular function (GO): ATP binding; calmodulin binding; calcium/calmodulin-dependent protein kinase activity
Source: RefSeq, a predicted model, not a curated record